Molecule: messenger RNA, 151 nt
Organism: Entrophospora sp. SA101
Lineage: Eukaryota; Fungi; Glomeromycota; Glomeromycetes; Entrophosporales; Entrophosporaceae
Source: the annotation of a GenBank genome assembly
AUGGCUUUAAAUAAUAAUAAUGAUAAUGUUCUUUCGAUCAACAAUACACAUUACAAUUCACUUUCAAAUUAUAAUAUUUCCACUGGCAAUAAUAAUAUUAUUAAUUUAAACGACAAUUCUGGUAGCAAUAAUUAUGAUUCUGACAAUAAUG